Messenger RNA from Harpegnathos saltator (Jerdon's jumping ant), 2054 nucleotides. RefSeq names its product N-acetylgalactosamine kinase (gene Galk). Gene Ontology annotation, molecular function: ATP binding; galactokinase activity. Gene Ontology annotation, biological process: galactose metabolic process; carbohydrate phosphorylation. Gene Ontology annotation, cellular component: cytosol; cytoplasm. NCBI's taxonomy places the organism in Eukaryota, Metazoa, Arthropoda, Insecta, Hymenoptera, Formicidae. The record is from RefSeq and is a predicted model, not a curated record. The transcript has 10 exons. Bases 127 to 1608 code for a protein of 493 amino acids.
GUGGUCGUGUCGCUCGCACGCCAUAAAAAAGGCAUCACGUGUUGAUAACAUUAAUCAACGGAGAUAACACGGUAGCGCGCUAUCCCAGCAGAACGUUGCGACCGGCCGCAGAAUAAGCUCGGAAGAAUGUCUUGCCAAACGAACGGAGGAGACCACGCCGUCGGAGCAGAGGACCGCUUUGUGCCCGUUCUGACAGCCAGCGCGGACAUUUCGCCGCGAUUAGAGAGGCUGGCGAUUCACUUCGUCUCUAAGUACAGCGUGGAGCCUGCCUUUUUCGUCCGAGUGCCAGGACGAGUAAAUUUGAUCGGCGAGCACAUUGAUUAUUGCGGCUACGCCGUUUGCCCGAUGGCCAUCGAGCAGGAUAUACUUGUCGCCGUGGCAUUGUCAAAAGAUAACGAGAUUCAGCUCACCAAUGUGGACCCCAAGUACAAGGACUUUCGAUGCACUUUCGAGGGCGUAGGAGGCCGCAUUAGCGAUAGCGAGAACGGAGGACCGACGUGGUACAAAUAUUUUCUGUGCGGUGUAAAAGGAGCUCUCGAGGUAAUCCCGACGGAAUCCUACGUUCCUACGGGAGUCUUGGCCGCGGUGUGGGGCAACAUUCCUGCUAAUUCCGGCCUCUCCAGCUCCAGCGCGCUCGUUUCGGCCGCGCUACUUUCAAUCGUGCACGCCAGUCAGUGUCAAUUGUCGAAGCACGAAUUGGCGACUGUCAGCGCUCGCGCGGAGAGACAUAUCGGCACUCAAGGCGGCGGAAUGGACCAGGCUAUCGCUUUCCUCGGAAAAUCAGGCACGGCCAAGCUGAUAGAAUUUAACCCCUUGCGCGCUACCGACGUGACGCUACCGGAGAAUGCCGUGUUCGUGAUAGCGCAUAGCCAGGCUUAUCACAACAAAGCCUCGACCGGCGAUUUUAAUCUCAGGGUCGCGGAAUGCCGAUUAGCCGCACAGAUGAUAGCCAAGAAAAGGAACAAAGAUUGGGAGCGCGUUCAAAGAUUAAUCGACGUCCAAGAGAGACUCGCCUUUAACUUGGACGAGAUGAUUACCGUAGUAAUGACAGAACUGCACGAAGAGCCGUAUACACUUGAUGAGAUCUGCGAGAGCCUCGGCACGACCUACGAGCGGCUAAAGGAGACGUCUCUCGUUGGUUCCUUUAAUACCUCGCAGACGUUCAAGCUACGUCAACGAGCGCUGCACGUUUUCCAAGAGGCCGGCAGAGUGCUCGCGUUCCGCCGCGCAAACGAGGAGGAAGGCGGCAUAAUGGAACACGAGAAGCUCCAACAGUUGGGUAGCCUCAUGUCGAAGAGCCACGCCAGUCUCCAUAAACUGUACGAGUGCAGCCAUCCCAGCGUGGACGCGCUCGUGGAGAGAGCCGUACAUUGCGGCGCAUUCGGCGCGAGACUCACCGGAGCCGGUUGGGGCGGUUGCGUCGUAGCCAUCAUCAGCAAGAACGAAGCUCAACGAUUCGUGGACGCUCUCCGAGCGGAUCUCUGCCAGAACGGUGCAACAAAGGAUCGCGCGGAGCUCAAGGAUAUGGUAUUUCCGACGGCACCGAACCAGGGUGCUGUUAUUUACAGUGUGUCAACAUCGCUCGGAAUCGUAAAGCCCGAGCCAUAAUAAAUAUAACGGGGGGUUCUGUCUCUCUUUCUCUAUCUCUAUCCACCGGCCCGCGUCGUCCCUUUAUUGACAUUCCAUUAUUUCUCCCCAUCGCCCGUCGUUUCAGUCGUUCCGGUUUUCGCUCUGUUUUUCACCUCCCACCGUGAGCUCUAAUUGACGAAAGGGUGUCACCGGUGCCGUUCGACGCCGCUUUAACGUCAGGUCGUCAGGCUCGGACACCGUCGCUAUUACGGAAUUCCAGCGACGAAUGGGCAACGCGCUUGCUCCGCGCGGAACAUCGCUUUUUGCCGUUUAAUUGUUUAGCUGUGCAUAUAAAUCCGAUUUGCCGCGCUCGCGUUAAAUCGAACCUGCCGAAUGGAGAACGCGAAAGUCGCAUUCGCGAAAGACUGAGGCUGAUCCCCGGUUACACACUAUGCCGGAUUACAAGAGUGUGAUAUACUCACUUU